AGGGAAACGUUAGGAAUGUGAAGAAGGUUCCGGGGGCGUUUUUUCUUGCCUUGUCUCGCUUGCAGGUUUAGUGGAGGAUAAGGAUAUUUUGGCUUGCUUGUUGUUAAUUGAAGAAGCGCUUGGGAGCUGGGUUGCUUUGACUGGAGAGGAAAGAAAUCCCGUUUUUAGUGAGUGCGUUGUGAACACGCCCCCUCCUUUUGCAAAGCUUUUUCAUAUAGGCGGUGAAAGUGAUUAUACUUCUCCAGCCCCCUAUAGAGAGAGUUCCCUGCUCGGUUGUGCAGCCUAGUGCGCAGUCUUAGAAAAGAAAAGCAUUGCUGCGGGUUCUUUUUAUUCCGAAGGACGCCUGUUUAAUUUAGCAUAAUGUGAUUCUACCUGAAUGGUUCGGAGUCGGAGGACCCGAAAAAGUAAGGCGGUAGAGUCUGCAAAAGUGGAGAAAUAGCUCUGGAGCCAAGGUCGCCUCAGUUCUCCCACAUACUUCCCCUCGCUUAGCCCCAUCAUGUCCCAGGAAAGCGAGCAUGGGAAAUGGACGGUGUCCAGUAGCGAUGAGAGUGUAGAUGAGGACGCCGGUUGCGAGGAGCCCUCGACCUCUUUGCUGCAAGGGGCUGGUCGGGACAAAGUUACCGAACCGAGUUACUCUUGUUCAGAAGCCAGGAAGGCAGCCCACAAGAGGAAAUCUUCCCCUCUGCAAUUUCAGGAUGAAAAUUCCCUGUCGGAGGUACCGCCGGCCCCAAAGAGACUUUCUCAAGAAGGUUCGGGUUGGUGCCUUUCGAGUAGUGAAGAAGAGGAUGAUUGCAAAGGCAAGGAUGUAAAGAAAAGCGAUGCAGUAGCCUCCAGCGUCCGACAGAAAGAGGAUUGUGCUCCUCAGGACCUGGCAAAGGAUGAACUUCCACUGAACCACAAAUCUGCCGAGCCGCCAAAUGAAGUGCAGGACACUUGGGAUCUGUUGGAUGGAGGGAAUCCUUUUAGAUUUUUCCUCACCAAAGUACGAGGAAUCAAGUCCAAAUACAAUGCUGGAGCCUUGCAUAUAAAAGACAUUUUGUCUCAGCUUUUUGGAACCCUUGUGUCAUCUGCUCAGUUUAACUAUUGUAUAGAUGUGGAAUGGCUUAUCAGACAGUACCCAAAGGAAUUCAGGGACAAACCUUUGCUAAUAGUCCAUGGGGAAAAACGAGAAUCCAAGGCUGAUCUGUAUGAACAAGCUAAGCCCUAUAAAAAUGUUAGCUUCUGCCAGGCUAAGUUGGAUAUUGCCUUUGGAACCCACCACACCAAGAUGAUGUUGUUGUGUUAUGAAGAAGGCCUCCGUGUUGUGAUACAUACGUCCAAUCUUAUUGAAGAUGACUGGUACCAGAAAACACAGGGCAUAUGGCUAAGUCCUUUAUAUCCAAAGCUACCCCCUGGAACUCCUGGCUCUGCUGGUGAAUCUUGUACCAAUUUUAAGUCGGAUCUUAUCAGUUAUUUGAUGUCAUACAAGUCCCCAGCUCUCAAUGAAUGGGUUGAAGUAAUCAAGCAACAUGAUCUUUCAGAGACCAGAGUAUAUCUUGUUGGGUCUACUCCAGGUCGAUACCAAAACAAUGAAAAAGAGAAAUGGGGUCACCUUAGGCUAAGAAAGCUUUUAAAAGAUCAUGCAGUGCAAGUACCUGAUGAAAAUUCUUGGACUGUAAUAGGGCAGUUCUCAAGUAUUGGAUCCAUGGGACCUGACCAAUCCAAAUGGCUGUGUUCAGAGUUUAGACAAAGUUUGGUCACUCUAGGAAACAGUGCCAAGACUCUGACAAAUCAGGAGGUUCCCAUUAAUCUGAUUUAUCCCUCUGUGGACAACGUGAGGCAAAGUUUGGAAGGUUAUCCAGCUGGUGGUUCUCUUCCAUAUAGCAUACAGACUGCACAGAAACAGCUUUGGCUCCACUCUUUCUUCCACAAAUGGUCAGCUGAAACGUCCGGUCGUAGCCAUGCCAUGCCUCAUAUUAAGACUUAUAUGAGAGUUUCUCCAGACUUCCAAAGGAUUGCAUGGUUUUUAGUUACAAGUGCCAAUCUUUCCAAGGCUGCUUGGGGAGCAUUUGAAAAAAAUGGUGCCCAGCUGAUGAUUCGAUCGUAUGAGCUAGGAGUCCUCUUCUUGCCUUCAGAAUUUGGCCUGGAUACUGGUUAUUUCCAGGUAAAGGAAAACCUGCUUUCUGAUGAGCCAGCAUCAUUUCCUGUACCUUAUGAUCUGCCCCCGGAGAAGUAUGAAAGUAAAGAUCAUCCAUGGAUUUGGAACAUUCCUUACACGAAAGCUCCAGACACACAUGGAAAUAUGUGGGUCCCCAAAUGAAAUGCUCCAGUUCCCUCUGAAACUAUUAUCUGAGCCUUUUUGGGGAAACAGUAUCACCUAUACAACUGUUUCUUUGAAAAUACAGUGUUUUCAGAACUGUUUUAUAAACUUGAAAAUAUUCUAAUGAAUAGUGUCGGGAAGCUUCCUUCACAAAUGAGCCAUGUAUUCAGUGUGUUUCUUGGAACAGUGGCCCUGAUGAAGGGGGAUUUGUAUACAAUUUGCAAUAAAGUGAACAAAAAUGUUUGGUUA
Molecule: messenger RNA, 2548 nt
Organism: Sphaerodactylus townsendi
Lineage: Eukaryota; Metazoa; Chordata; Lepidosauria; Squamata; Sphaerodactylidae
Gene: TDP1
Product: tyrosyl-DNA phosphodiesterase 1
Exons: 15
Coding region: 497-2299 (600 amino acids)
Biological process (GO): double-strand break repair; single strand break repair
Cellular component (GO): nucleus
Molecular function (GO): double-stranded DNA binding; 3'-tyrosyl-DNA phosphodiesterase activity; single-stranded DNA binding
Source: RefSeq, a predicted model, not a curated record